CGAUUCUCUCCAACUCGAUGAGGCGGACACGCCACAACACGAUGGAGCUGCACCACUGCUUGUCUGUUCUGCUGUAACGCAGGUGUGACCUGGUUGAUCAAACUGAGGGAUCAUCGCGGGCCUGCAGCUGGAGAUGGCCGCUCUGAAGCCUGUUGAAUGAAUGCGCCAAUCCCUCAUUCCCUCAUCGCGGCCGCCCUGCUGAUCCACCUCGUCGUCACAGCCAUUUCAGCACCCAGAGCACACGCCUUCCCCCGCAACUCACCCCUCUCAUACACAGCUUCCGACAAGCACAGCAGCCAAAGGCGCCAUGUGGCUCUCUAUGGCCAGCAGCAGCCGGGCGGCAACCCCAUCAGCAGCUUCAUUGACGCCUUCACGGGCAAGGCUGCCGCCGAGCAGCGGGCGAGGGAGAGGGCGGAGACUGAGAGGCGGCGACAGGUUGUCUAUUCUCUCGAGGGAGAUGUGGACGAUGAUACGGCGCUUCACGAGGGAGGCAGGACCAUGCAACGCGAGCUGGAGAGCUGCACGAGUGCCGCUGACGUCCUGACAGCAGUCACUGAUGUACAACAUGACUCAUCUUUUGCCCCUGUUUCGGGAGACUUGCUCCGGCUCGCGUGGGGACGCAUCGAGCACCUCACGCCAUCUUUGCGCGCCGCGGCCGAGGUCAAGACCGAUCCCAGGCUGCCUCUGCUCGUCCAGCAAUCCGUCGCCAACAGCAUCGCCAAUCAAGACGCCUCAAUCGCGUCGGCGCUGCUCUCCUGUCUGGGCAAGCUGCGGCUGCGCGAGAGGGAGCUGGUCCCCAACGUGCCGUCGAUCAUGGGGGCGGCAGACCUAGUGGCUGCCCAGUGGGACAAGAUGCCCGUGCGCGCCCUGAUGGAUGCAUUACGGGGCCUUUCACAGCUGGGCGUGGCGACUGGGCCGCUCCUCUCCCAGCGCAUCGAUGCCGACACCAACAGGCGGAUGCGCACCUUCCUAUCGUCGGCUCAUCUCUCUUUACGCGACCUGGCGGACUUCCUCCGGUAUGCGACAGUAAUGCGGUGGGAGUUUGAUCAACUGGCCUCCCCGCUGCUGGUGGCCGCUGCGAGAUUGCUCAAGAGGGAGCGCAAGAGGGGCGGAAGGAAAGGCGAGUGCCACCCACACCUGGCGAGCUUGCUGCAUGGGCUGGCGAGGACCAAAUGCCAUCUCGCGAUGGGGCAGAGUGACGACGUCAGGACGGCAUAUGAGGGGGUUCUCACUGAGACGGCGACCAUUCUGAGGAGCGACCCCACACCGAUGGCGGCGAAGGAUGUGGCGCGACUGCUCAGGGGCCUCGCUGUGCUCCAGGAAGACAGCGGCCAAGACGAAAGCAGCGACAAGGAGCACCAAUGUUUAUUGAUGGCGGUGCUGCAGGUCGCCCAGAAGCGUCUCGUCAUCAGCAACGGCACGCAGCCGAUCGAGCCGACUGUCCACGUGCUGUCUGCGUUGCAGAGCUUCCCAAGGGGGCAGGGCGGCAUUUCUGACGGCCGGCUGGCGGCGCUGACGGCCCAUGUGCACUGCCAUGUGAAGCGGCUGUCUUUGCGGCAGGGCGGGGCCAUUCUCUCGGCUCUUGCUCGCUUGGACGUACGCGACAGUGAGCUGCUCUCUUUGCUUGCUCGCCGCAUGGAGGCGCUGAUCAAGACGCAGACGGGCAGACAGAAGAAAGGAGCGGUGCAGCAAGGGCAUGUCAGUGACCCUGCCAGUCCCCUGCUUCCAUCCCACUCCCGCCCCUUCGACUCCGAGCACGGCAUCACGAGCCCAAUCGCUACCGCUGUGUGGGCACUCGGUCGCCUCAAUUACCGCGAUAUGGCGCUGCUGGAGACGGCAGCCAGCUGGUCGCGUGUGGGAUAUGGUGGCAUGAGUGCUUUGGAGAAAAGCAUGAUGGUCUGGGGCUUCGGGCAAUGUGGUGUGCGUCCAGAGGGCCUGUUGGUGCGACUGAAGAGGGAGGGGGAGGGGUGGGUCAGCCGGCUGGGAGAUAGGGAGCUCGGAAUGGCGGCGGUAAGCUGAGCUGCGCCCGCCCCACCUUUCCUGAGCCGAUCAUGGUGUGCCGUAAUUGUUUGUGUUGCAGGUUGGUCUAGCCAAGAUUGGCUUUCAGUCGCCUUCACUGCUGUCGGCCAUCGCCAGGCGGGCCAUGUCCCUCUGCGAGCGCGGCCACCUGCCGCCACGUCAGCUGACCAACAUCCUCUGGUCCCUCGGCCGCCUGGGCGUCGUCCACAACCCCUUAAUGCGAGCCGCAUGCCAAAUGCUCACCUCCUCCCCACACCUGUUCCAGCUGCAAGAGGGCAUCGGGGUGCUGCUGGCUCUUGCGUGGCUGGACUACUGUGAUGAGAAUGUGGCUGCUGUGGUGGCGGGCGAGUGGGAGAGGCGUGUGCAGCAACACGACUACGAGCCGCAGCCCAUAGAACUGACGGCGUUCGUGUGGGCGCUGGGGCGGCUCCGGCCACACCAAUGCAUCGACAGCCAAGAGCUGCUGACGGCCACGUUGCCGUUCGUGAUCCGCCAAUUCGCGGCAUUCUCUCUCCCGCAGCUGUGCGACUACAUCUGGGGCAUCGGUCGCCUGCUCGCCGGCCAGACACAACCACUCACCGUCCUCUUCCAGGCCAUUGGUGAGCCGCUGAGCAGCCGGCUGGCGCAGGCGAGUCUGGCUGUGGGUGUGGGUGACGGCUAUGCGGACAUGUCAUUGAUGGACGGCAGGGGGGAGGAGAGGGAGGGAGGGGUCGGCAGGGAGACGUUUCGCACAGGCGAUUUGGCCAAGCUGACCAACACCAUGGCGCGUGCGAGGGUAGAGGGGCAGCACAAGCUGAAAGAGGUAGGCCGAAAGAGGCCAUGCAAUGCGGUCGUCCGGCUCCACAAAAUCGCUGCCUGUCGGUGUUCUUCAUGUUCUGUGUAUGCAGGCGCUUCUUUGGCACGUCUCUGACGCAUCAACGGUCCGGCAGCUGGACGUCGUGUCCCUGGUGGACAUUGCCCAGUCCCUCAGCAAACUCUACGCCUACUCUCCCACCUCGCACACGCCACAACAGUCCGACGCCGCGCGUAUGCAGCCCAUCCUCAAGCCCCUCAUGCUCAUUGCCGAUGAGGUCACCGCACGAGUGGCCUCACUGAGAACCGACAACAGCGAUCCCGAGCUGAGCCAGCUGACGGCUGAAGAGACUCUCCGCAAGAUGUCGAUCGUUUUCUGGGCGUUCGGGCGGCUGCGGUUUCACCACGCGGCCUUUAUGGAGGAGUUCUUUGCUUUAAUGCUGGCCCUGGUGCCCUGGUCGACAGGGCGGCGGCGCAGGAAGCAGUCUGACCGUUGUCUGGCGCCUCUCGCGUGGACGCUGUCUGACCACAAUUUGUGUCAGGUGUGGUGGGCGAUGGGACGGUUGCAGAUGAGGGAGGAGAGGGUGCUGGCCGUCAUGAGGGAGGCGCUCUUGCACCGGAUGAGGGCAGCGGGUGGGGAGGGAGGGGUCAUGAGGGCAUCGCAUUUAGCGCAAGUGGUGGUUUCUAUCGGGCAGCUACGCAUGCCGGACGAUCGCAAAGUGCUCGAUGACGUGAGUGAUACACACCAUACUACACAGAUCACGCACAUUGGCCAAUCCUUCCCUUCGUCAGGUCCGAGACCAUCUCGUCUCGUCCGGCCGGCUGGCCACCUUCCCGCCUCGCGAGCUGUCGAAUCUCAUGGGCGGCCUGGCGGCCUACAACUACAACGAUCCCGCCCUCCUGCACGCAGUGCAGCAACGCUUCGCCGCCGCCCAGCACCUCUUCUCUCAACGAGACAAGAUCGAGAUGCAAAACGCCUUCACACGGCUCAACCUGCCCCUCCCUCCCCUGGUCCCCCUCUCCAUCCCUUCACCACGACCACGGCCGCCCGACGGGCGUCCUUACAGAGGCAGGGGCGUGCUUUCGACAGAUGAGGACUUCGCCGAACGGGUGAAGGAGGAGGCGGCCUGGAGAUCUGGCGUGCAUCGGGGCAGCAGGAGCAAGGGUGUGGGUGAGCUCUCGCGGCUGCAGGUCCAGACGAGAGCUGCGGAGCGGCUGAUGGAGUAUCUGGUCGGGAGGCCAGAGGGCAACGAGGGAGACAAGGGAGGAGCUGCACAAAGUGCCAACGGGCACAGUAGUUCGUUUGAUGUGGGUGUGCUGGUCAACGGGGAAGGCAAGGGGAACGGGAGGCACGCAGGCAAGAGGAAACGAAUAAGGAGUGAAGCAACAAGGCGGUAGAUGUGUGUGAUGUGUGUGUGAGCGCUUUUCGGUGUUCAUGCUAGGCCAUGUCCAGUCCACCCGUGCAAGAGAUAGAUUUUUCCCUCUACGACUAUGUGGAUAUGCACACACGGGAAUGAAUGGGCGGGUGGACUCGACAGCAGCUUUAUUCUUCAAAGUGUGGCA
This is a messenger RNA of Vitrella brassicaformis, 4374 nucleotides long. The record is from the annotation of a GenBank genome assembly. NCBI's taxonomy places the organism in Eukaryota, Vitrellaceae.